AUGGAUGGCAAUAGCGAUGACUUCGAGGAUAUCAUUACCCCUGGUACGGUUGUUCCACCUGUGCCGAACAACAGCCGUCGAACUUCCGACGCACUCAAGGACCCGGAGAUCAUAAGAUUCCGUUGCUGCAGUACAGCAUCCGCCAGCGGCACCACCCGGAGCCAUGGUAUGGUGCACUCGCCUGUCAUCCGCGCAAGCAUGGUUCAGCAUCUUCCCCAGCGGCUUAUGGGAAAGGACAAGGACGACGUCAUUAGCCUCAAGAGCGAGGGUGACAAUCAUGAACAGACUGACUGUGACAGCGACAAGUGGUCUAUUAUCUCUAUUGAUUCUGCUGUUGCGCUCGAUGACGACAGCGGUGACGACAGCGACAGCGACAGCGACGAGUCGACCAAGCACCGAAAGGUCGAGAGCGUGCCUGUGGCUCUGAAUCUGGAUAUGGUGAACGCGAAGCUGUGCGCUCAGGUCGGUGCCGCUCGUAUUCGAACUCCUGAGGUUCAGCACAUGCGAAUUCACCCUCGUUACUCAGCGAAGUGGGAGAAGGACCCGAAUUGGAGCAUGGCUGGCAAUACUCGUGCCCUCGCUACGCUUGCUUCGGCUUGA
Anthostomella pinea is the source of this 600-nucleotide messenger RNA. The record is from the annotation of a GenBank genome assembly. NCBI's taxonomy places the organism in Eukaryota, Fungi, Ascomycota, Sordariomycetes, Xylariales, Xylariaceae.